Neohortaea acidophila is the source of this 1521-nucleotide messenger RNA. RefSeq lists its product as uncharacterized. The record is from RefSeq and is a predicted model, not a curated record. The transcript has 4 exons. NCBI's taxonomy places the organism in Eukaryota, Fungi, Ascomycota, Dothideomycetes, Mycosphaerellales, Teratosphaeriaceae. The coding region runs from base 1 to 1521 and encodes 506 amino acids.
AUGCUACGAGUCUGGGGCGUCGGAGUCUUGUCUGCGGUGCAACACGCUUGUCUGCUAGUGGAGCAGAGAAUCUCAGAUCUUGAGAGAACGGUCAGACGGCUGACUUCUGUCAUUGCCGACUCCUCCAACUAUUCACAGUCUCAGAGUCUGGUCGACAUCGAUGCUCCGAGCAAUGGCGAGUUUCCAAAUGAGAACGCGGGCCAUCGGCCUGCUCCUUUGGUGGUGAUUCAGGAUGCCGUUUCGGAGACCGCGCCUCCAAGUCAGACCGCUCCUCGCGUCCAGGACAUCGUUGCCAAGGGACUCCUGUCGAGUGCUGAAGCCGAGAACCUGCUGUCAAUCUUUCAGACGCACUAUGGUCGAUGGAUCGGACUUGACGAGGUCGGCUACACGCAAUUUCGAGCGGACAGCAUAAAAUCGCCUCUGCUGCUAUGUGCGAAUCAUUUAUUCUUGGAUGCUCAGUCCCUCGUCCGCGAGACCAUUCUACACACGCAGCAUUCCAUCGAAUUCUUCCAAGCUAUCCUCCUCCUAUCUCUGUGGCCGACAACACUCGGGCAACGACUAAUGUCCAUCGAUAGCUGGCUUAUCAGUGGAUAUGCACUUCAGAAUGGAUUGAUAUCCAACAGCUUCAAGUCAAAGCUUGCAUCAGAUGCCGGCGUCGAGCAGGAAACCUCGUCCCUUCGCAGCGUGCUCGUGCGGAACCAUCUCUGCCUCGCACACUUGCAUGCAAGCGUCAGUAUGCGAAGGCAGUCCAUGGUGACGAAAAGCGAUGUCGAAGCAUCACGGAAAAUCUUACAAAGCGACAUUGUAACGAACUUCGAGACUCGAAUGGUGGCUGAGCUUCACCUCUACUGGACCAUCUACGAGCAAUGCGUCGCGGUGGAUGUCCAUUUGCCGCGAGCCAAAGCUGCGUUACAGAGCUGGAAAGAAGAGUGGGCGUUCCUGUUCAAUCAGCCACGCCGCCAAUUCCUGGAGAUCAGCUUCUUUUUCGCCGGGCUACUGAUGUACGAACAAUCAUUGAGUAGCAAGUCUGCGGCAGUCAGAGAAUCCUUAGUCUCAGAGAUGAUACGCCUGUCCUCGAACAUCCUCACACUUUCGAUGGAGAAGGCCGACGAAAGGACUAAGCACUUGACCGACCAUGUCUACCACGUCAUCACCUUCGCCGCAGUCACUCUGUGUCGUCUCAUUUGGCGGUACAAAAGUCAGCUAGAGCAUAAGAUCAACCUCACGGAAAAAGAUGGGCUCGUCACUAAGACGAUCGAUUGGCUAUGUGCUAUCGACGAGGCCCCUCAUGUCGGCAAGGUGAUGGCCACACUCAUUGGCAACGUUCAGAGGAAACUGCAACCGAACCACCAGGAGGCGACUCAGUCUUUACUGGAGAUACAGCGAACGGACGCCGAUUCGAACGCCAUACCUGAUUUUCUGGCCAUGGAGGACUACUUUGACUUUGACUGGGAUGGAAUGGCACCAGACUGGCAGUCGCUUGCUUCGGAUGACUUCUUCAUCGACCCUGGGUCGGUCUGA